UUUCAACCAAUCAUGACAUCCACAUAUCAAACAAUCUUUUUAGCAGCACAGAGCUAAGACUGAUUAUGACACGCCUACUUUUCAACAUUCAAAUCAAACUCCUCCCAGUGUUAUGUCCCGCCUGUCUAUCCUGUUUCACUCGGAAAAUACGUCACAACACAGAAGUUAGAUAUUCUCGGAAUGCUGUUUCAUCUGGACUUUGAAUACUUUUUCUAUAUUGCCACUUUAUAAGGUACACCUAGAUAAAACUAAUGCAGAAUAAUACAAUAGCUCUGCAGUAAAUCCUACAUACUGUACAUAAAGGUUAUAAUGUUCGGUUUUUAUUUAAUCCUUUUUAGAGAGAUGAUGAUUCUUUUUUAGGUCAUUUUGGAGGCUGCAGUAUGUGGUGCUGUUGAACUGUAUUGGGUUCUACUCAGAGGUGUUUCUAAUAUUUUACCCUAAUUCAUAAAUGGGAUGGACACAAUGAACACCUGAAUGUACAAUGCAAACAGUAUUAUGAUUGUCUAUACAGUCUUGUUCUUUAGAUACAGAAAAAAACUUAACCAGCAAAGCAACAGUAAGCAAGGGGGCAGGGCAGAAACAAGAUUCAAAUAAAGCCUUUAGAAUGUUCAUGCAUGUUUUGACGUCCCCACAUAGACUUUUAAUGUCUGGCUUCAAAGGAAAACAAAAACACCUUCACACCUCUGAUAGCAACUGUUACAAAAAACAACAGGCAUCAUCAUCACAUCAUCAGAGUCAUAACAAGUAUUAAUUAACAACAUUGCUCUUAGUUUUUGGUUUGGAUUCACUACAUUAUGUAACAAGAGAAGACCUGCAGAUAUGUUGAGGAACAAGAAGGAGCUGAAAGCCCAAGGCUUCACCUUGAAGGCCACCAUCAAGAACACCAUGGUAGAGGGUCCCCCGGAUGCAGGGGCUUUUCAGGAGCGCCCUUCCAAACCAACAACCUUUCGCUUGUUCUAUGAGCGUGGAGAGUUCCCGAUGGCACUGCAGCAUAAACCUGGAGGCAACCGCAUUGUAUGGAGGGUGGAGAUUGAGAAACUGGACUACCACCACUACCUGCCUCUGUUCUUCGAUGGCUUAUGUGAGACCAUACAUCCGUAUGAGUUCUUUGCCCGCCAGGGAGUCCAUGACAUGCUGGAACACGGAGGGCCCAAGAUCCUGCCCGUCAUUCCCCAGCUUAUCGUCCCCAUCAGGACUGCCCUGAACACGAGGAACCCUCAGGUGAUGACCACCACCCUGAAAGUCCUGCAGCAUCUGGUGACAUCUGGAGACAAGGUGGGAGAGGCUCUGGUGCCAUACUACAGACAGAUCCUCCCCAUUUUCAACAUAUUCAAAAACGUGAAUAUAAACUCCAUAGAUGGCAUUGAAUACAGCCAGCGGAAGAGAGAGAACAUUGGUGACCUGAUCCAGGAGACUCUGGAGCUGUUUGAGCAAAUACAUGGUGCCCACCUAUCAGUCCUGCAUGACCAGCUGAGGGUCAGACUGAUGAAGCACAGACUUGAGCACAGAUUGAAUAAAUGAUUAAAUGUUGCAUUUAGGAACUGAGAACUUAAUUAUUAGAUACAGAAUGUUUUUGCAUGUCACAAUGUUGCUAUUUCAGUGUACAAAGAAAUCCAUAGAUCACGUUCUACUGUGUCCUAACAGGAAGUGAGUGUCUGACUAUCGCGUUGCAUUAGAUGCUCUCUGUCCAUACUGAAGCCGUAAAAUAUGCACUUCUGUUAUGUCAUGUAAACAAACCAUGUACCUAUCAGCUGUGCACUCAAGAUCACACUGGAGACGUAACCACUCAAUUAAA
Molecule: messenger RNA, 1795 nt
Organism: Thunnus maccoyii (southern bluefin tuna)
Lineage: Eukaryota; Metazoa; Chordata; Actinopteri; Scombriformes; Scombridae
Product: parkin coregulated gene protein homolog
Exons: 2
Coding region: 820-1521 (233 amino acids)
Cellular component (GO): vesicle; neuron projection; cytosol
Molecular function (GO): Hsp90 protein binding; Hsp70 protein binding
Source: RefSeq, a predicted model, not a curated record